CACGCAGCGAACAAGCCAUCCAGGGACGAGACCAAGCCGUCUCACACUCCCGCGACCAGACCUAGCGCCGGCGGCGGACCAGCCGAGAAGGGAGCUUGCGGGAGCGGCGGACCAGGGAGCCGGCGGGGGCGGCGGACUGCCGGAGCUCCGCGCCAGAAGCGAGGUGCUCACGCGCCCACCGACGAGCCGCGCCAAGCCGCCAACAGCCAACCCAUCGCGGCUGCGCCCUGCCUGCGUGCUGCUCCGACCCCGGCUCCCUAGUCCGCCGCUCCGCGCCAGCAGCGAGGCGCGCACGCGCCCACGAGACGCGCCAACAGCCAACCCAUCGCGGGCAUUGAUUUACAGAAAUGAAGAGAAAAAAUAUGAGCAUAAACAGUUUUUUUGCAAGUAGUUCAAUCACUCCUCGUGUCGAACCUGAUCCUAUCCCAGCCAGUCCACUGAUCCCAGAGAAUGUGAACCCAGAUCCCCUUCCCCUGAUUGUAGUGACCAUAGUUCCUCCUUCAACUAAUGAGAGAACUGAUCCCUCAACCCCAAGGGAUGAUAGAAAUGACACCACAUUUGAUGAAAGUACAAACCAACCAAGAAUGCCUAUACUAGAGUUUCAUCCAAGUCAAAUUAUUGCUGAUCCAGGACUUAGAAUUCCUAUAGAAGAUUAUGCCCCUGAAAUUAGAAGAAGUGAUGUGCGAAGAGCUUAUUUGUUGAACAAACGAAACAAAGCUGUUGGGCAUACAUUCAAGAACACAAAGGAUGGUAAAAUUUGGAGAUCCUUUCAACGUGCGUGGCUCGACAAGUUUGAUUGGUUGGAAUACAGUGUGGAUAAGGAGGCUGCGUUUUGCUUUCAUUGCUUUCUUUUCAAGAAACCAUCCCAGGCCAUUAGAUUUGGCAAUGAUGUUUUCAUGAAAGAUGGCUACACUCGUUGGAAAACAGGUCUAGCUAGUUUUGAAAAGCACGUUGGUGGUCAAUCUAGUUACCACAACAUUGCUAGGGGAGAUUGCGAUGAUUUCAACAAUCAACAAGCAAGUGUGGCUACCAAAUUCCCUGUGUACAGCAAGGAGUCUGAGAUAUCUUAUAAAAUCCGCCUAACUGCAUCAUUGGAUUGUGCAAGGUAUCUCAUAGCACAAGGUGAAGCUUUUCGUGGGCAUGAUGAAUCCUCCACUUCCAUCAAUAAGGGCAAUUUUAGAGAGUUGUUGGACUGGUACAAGAACAAGAAGGAAGAUGUGAAGGAGGCAUUUGAUAAGGGGGCUGGAAAUGCACAAAUGAUUUGUUCUGACAUCCAAAAGGACCUUGCUGCUGCUUGUGCAAUGGAGGUAACCAAAGUUAUUAAGAAUGACAUUGGAGAUAAGAAAUUCUCAAUACUUAUUGAUGAGGCUAGAGAUUGCUCAAUAAAGGAGCAAAUGGCGGUGAUUGUGAGAUUUCUAGAUGAUCACGGGGUGCUCCAAGAGAGAUUCCUUGCCAUUAAGCACAUCACAGAUUGUACAUCUGCUGGAAUUAAAGAAGCUUUGGUUGAUAUGUUGGAAUUUCAUGGUUUGCUACUGUGAUAAAGAGAUAUUUAGAAGCAUUCAUGAUGACCAGAUCAUGAUACAAUUCCAAAAAAUGAGGGAUCGGAAGGGACAUUUGCCUCAUGAGUUCAAUGUGAUUUCUUAGAGGUAUAGAUGUCAGUGUUAAUAAUUUAAUACCUAGUACUGGUUGUGCAUGACUUAUUGUUGUCUUGCUAACAAAUGUGCGAUUUUGGACAUAUGGCUUGUGGUUGGUGACUUGGGCAUACAUUUCUAUAUUUUGGUGAGGAGGUGUUCUGUGACUACAAUAUCACUUAGUAAGAAGCAACAUCUCAUUGUCUUUUGUUGUUGCUUCUCUAGUACUUUGAUGCUUUGGUGUGUGAAUUGUAUUAACCUUUCUAGUAUGGCUAAACAUGUUACUAGUAUUUUUGUUGAAAAAUUUCAUGUUAUUUUGA
Messenger RNA from Triticum aestivum (bread wheat), 1951 nucleotides. RefSeq names its product zinc finger MYM-type protein 1. The record is from RefSeq and is a predicted model, not a curated record. The transcript is spliced from 3 exons. Lineage: Eukaryota; Viridiplantae; Streptophyta; Magnoliopsida; Poales; Poaceae. The coding region runs from base 348 to 1538 and encodes 396 amino acids.